UACUACUUCCGGUUCGGUGAUCGCUCCGCCCCGUCAUGUCACCCACGUGUGUGCAGAAAUAUGUUGAUGUUUCCUAUCAGUAAACUCCUGACGUUUAUGUGUCUGUUUUAGCUGCUUUAAAAGACUGCAACUCGGUUUAUUUGUCGACAUGGAUCUCGCCUCUAGAGACUCGUACAUCCAGAAACUAGCAAGUAAAGUGAUUCAACGAGAGCAGGAACCAAAGAAGAAGAAACCGUUUGUUUAUUUCAAGGGUAAAAAUGAUGCUGGUCCACCACAGAAGAAGAAAAAGUGUAAAAAGAAGGUUUUUAAAGAAAAGGGCCCCAAUGAGAAGACUCCUACUCCUAAAUCCCAACAAAAGCCUUCACCCUCUGCUGCUGCAGCACAGAAAGGCCCGGCCUCAGCCAAACUGAACUCGUCCAAAACUCCGAGCAUAAACGGAUCAACAGCUCAGACACCUAAAGGAGGAAAAGUAGUAUCCAACUUCUCCACAGUUGAUGUGCUUCGCAAGAGACUUCAUGAAAAGAUUGAGGAGUCCAGAGGGCAGGGAGCCCCUCAGGAUGCAGCAUCAGAGGCAGUCCAGGCAAAACGAGCAAAACGAAAGUUGGAACGGGAGCGCAAGAAGAGGAAGAGGAAAGAGUUUCGAUUGAAGAAACUGGCUGAAGAAAGUGGACAAGUAGAGCAGCAGCCGGAGAUAAAACAGGAAGCGGAGCUGGCCCCGGCCAAAAGCAAAAGAAAUGAAACUGCCAUCGUCUUCAACAAGAUGGAGAUGGUGGAAGAAGGAUAUGUAGACAAGAUUCAGAAAAAGAAGAACAAGAAGCAGAGCAUGAAGGGCCAGAUCACGCCACUGACGGGGAAGAACUACAAGCAGCUGCUCAGUCGCGUGGAGGCUCGCAAAGCAAAGCUGAAUCAGCUGAGGGAGAAAGAUGAGGGGAAGGCCCGCGAGAUGGAGGAGAAGAUGAAGUGGACCAACAUGCUCUACAAGGCGGAGGGCAUCAAAAUUAAAGACGACGAGGAUAUGCUGCGCACAUCGCUGAAGAAGAAGGAGAAGCGGCGCGAUCAGAGGAAGAAGCAGUGGAACCAGCGCAGCGAGAACAUCGUAGAGAAGAUGCAGAAACGUCAGGACAAGAGACGAAGGAACCUUCAGAAACAAAAACAAGUCAAAACAGAGAAGAAGAAGGACAGGGCGCGGAAGAGAGGCAGAGUACUGCCUGAGGACUUGAAAAAAGCAAAAGUUUAGAGCAAAGUGUGUGUAAUUCAAUAGUUUAGGAUAAGACAAUGAAGAUGGCGUUUAAAUAUGCAAAUCAGUCUCUUUUUUACGGCAGUAUCAUUUAUUUACACUAUGUUUAAGUGCUACUGCUGUCAAAGAUCAACAUUAUAUUUCAAUAAAAUGUGAUACCCCAUGAUGAUGAACAUGAAUUGCGAUCUGCUGUAUUUUUUUUUUUAGCAAAUAUCACACCUGUUGGGUAUGUGUAAGUGCUUAAUAUGCUAGACUAAACUUAUUUGCUUUCAGUCAAA
Molecule: messenger RNA, 1515 nt
Organism: Centropristis striata (black sea bass)
Lineage: Eukaryota; Metazoa; Chordata; Actinopteri; Perciformes; Serranidae
Gene: surf6
Product: surfeit 6
Exons: 4
Coding region: 149-1237 (362 amino acids)
Biological process (GO): ribosomal large subunit biogenesis; ribosomal small subunit biogenesis
Cellular component (GO): nucleolus
Molecular function (GO): DNA binding; RNA binding
Source: RefSeq, a predicted model, not a curated record